CGCCACGAAUUCCGCAAUCCGCCGUCUCUCACAUCGCGUUGCCCUCGCGGUUUUUUGCCUCUUGUGGCUGCUCGUGGCCGGUGAGUUUGCUGAGUGUCGGCUGAUCUUAUGAAAAUCACUUGGUGAUCUCUCGAAAUGGCGCAGAACAAGUUCAGCGAGAUGGCCUCGCGCUUCGGCAAGGGCACGAACGGCGUGCCGAUGGGCUUGAAGGUCCUCGCCGCCGCGGGCGUCGCGGCCUACAGCGUCUCCAAGUCCAUGUACACAGUGGAAGCUGGUCACAGAGCAAUCAUAUUCUCCCGACUGGGAGGCAUUCAGAAGGACAUCAUGACCGAGGGUCUGCACUUCCGCAUUCCGUGGUUUCAGUAUCCGAUAAUUUACGAUAUAAGAAGCAGACCCAGGAAGCUGUCUUCGCCCACGGGAUCCAAAGACCUGCAAAUGGUCAAUAUCUCGCUGCGUGUUCUCUCGCGCCCUGAUGCCGCCACACUGCCCUUCAUGUACCGGCAAUUGGGUCUCGAUUAUGAUGAAAAGGUACUGCCGAGCAUUUGCAACGAGGUGCUGAAGUCGGUUGUCGCCAAAUUUAACGCCUCACAGUUGAUCACGCAAAGGCAGCAGGUGUCCAACAUGGUGCGCAAGGAAUUAACAGAUCGCGCCCGAGACUUCAAUAUCGUUCUGGACGACGUCUCGAUAACUGAACUUAGCUUCGGCAAGGAAUACACUGCCGCCGUCGAGGCUAAACAGGUGGCUCAGCAGGAGGCUCAACGAGCCGCAUUUGUCGUGGAAAGAGCCAAGCAGGAGCGACAACAAAAAAUUGUGCAAGCUGAAGGAGAAGCGGAAGCGGCUAAAAUGCUUGGUUUAGCAGUUGGGCGGAAUCCUGGAUAUCUAAAGCUGCGUAAGAUACGAGCCGCACAAAACAUUUCGCGUACGAUUGCUAAUUCCCAGAACAGAGUAUACCUCAGUGGCAAUAAUCUGAUGCUAAAUAUUCAAGAUUCCAACUUCGAUGAGGGUUCAGAGAAGCUGAAAAGUGACAUGAAUUGGAAGAGUUGGGACGAGGCGGCCAACCGCGCCGUCCGGAGCUUGAAUACCAGUUCCCAUCGCUGGGCACUGCCAAGUGUCGAAAGAUCCGACAUCAAGACAUCAGUACCCUUCGAUGUCUCAUUGCUCCUGGAAUCGGCUGACGAUAGCGCUAAAUUGAUAGUACGAUAGUACGAUAAAAGAAAUCUUGCGGCACUUGCUUUUAUCAAACACAAAUCCUCUUUGUCCGCUGUCCCGUCGAACAAUAUUGUCCUUUUCGAGUGUCCGUUUUUCAUGACUGCUGAUAAUAAGAUAAAUGAUAUAAUUAUAAGAUGUAAGAAUUGUUUGACUAUAUUUUUUGCAUUUUCUAUGCCUUGAAGAUAAUAUAUUUAAGAAACAAAUGGCAGAAGCUAAGAUGUAAAUACCACACAAAAUACAAAAAUAUAUUGAGAUAGGUGUGUUAGAAGGA
This is a messenger RNA of Monomorium pharaonis (pharaoh ant), 1480 nucleotides long. It is a transcript of the gene Phb2, whose product is annotated as prohibitin-2. Gene Ontology annotation, biological process: mitochondrion organization. Bases 136 to 1203 code for a protein of 355 amino acids. Gene Ontology annotation, cellular component: mitochondrion; membrane. Lineage: Eukaryota; Metazoa; Arthropoda; Insecta; Hymenoptera; Formicidae. The record is from RefSeq and is a predicted model, not a curated record. The transcript is spliced from 6 exons.